CUUGUUUAAUCAGAAAACAUAACAGAGACUCAGCUUAUUUUUCAAUCAAUAUUUGGACUGUUUAAACUUUUUUGUUAAAUUAUUGAAAUGACAAUUCUCACUUUUGUUGUGAAACGCAAAUACAAGUAGGAAUGACAGUUGAUGUAAUGGGCUUUCUGUUGGCGGGUACAUACACCGCAUUGGGCGUUGUAAAAGCUAUGGACAAUGACUCUUUUAUUCAAUUAGGAGCAAGUCUCAUUGUUGGUGGUGUUCUAGGUUAUGGUGCAUAUUUGAAUUCAAAAGAUCCGCCUCGUCCUUUGUUUCAGUUGUCUACUGAACUUUUGUUGGCCGGCAUAAUGGGAACACGUUAUACUUUGACGAGCGAUGUUAACGAUGGCGCAUUAUUUUUAGCCACAGCUGCUUCAGCGUUUUACAAUUCUUAUACUUAUACCGAAGAUUUAAGUAAUCAAAUUGAUAUUGACGACUUCUUGGGAAGAGUGGAUAGUAGGAAAAUUACUAUUAAAAUACCAGAUAUUAAAAAGGCGAUGGAAUAACUGAAUAUGAAAUUUGUGAAUAUGUAUGUAUAUGCAUAUGUAUGUACAUAUAUAAAGUUUAAAUAUUCAUAAUGUUUAAAAUUGUUACCUCCCCGCAUUCUCUAAAAUGAUUUGGUGAAUAUUUCUGCCAUAGUAAAAACAACUAAUCGUGAGUUAGGAGCGUUUUAACAACCAUGGUCUUAAACUCUCUUCUCUUAGUAACAAAACGGCUAAUUAACAAAGUGUUUGMGGAUUUUUGCGCUGUGAUAAUAGAUUACCGGAGUUGCUAAACAUCCAUUUAUCUCUUCAAUACUUACGAGUUCGUAUACUCUUACGAGUAACAAUAAUGAAAAAGUUAUUUUAUACAAAUAAUACACAUAUGUAUCAAU
Messenger RNA from Bactrocera latifrons, 901 nucleotides. RefSeq names its product transmembrane protein 14 homolog. Gene Ontology annotation, cellular component: membrane. The transcript has 2 exons. The record is from RefSeq and is a predicted model, not a curated record. Lineage: Eukaryota; Metazoa; Arthropoda; Insecta; Diptera; Tephritidae. Bases 132 to 533 code for a protein of 133 amino acids.